Molecule: messenger RNA, 4036 nt
Organism: Hyla sarda
Lineage: Eukaryota; Metazoa; Chordata; Amphibia; Anura; Hylidae
Gene: CDKN2D
Product: cyclin dependent kinase inhibitor 2D
Exons: 3
Coding region: 165-650 (161 amino acids)
Biological process (GO): negative regulation of cell population proliferation; regulation of cyclin-dependent protein serine/threonine kinase activity
Cellular component (GO): nucleus
Molecular function (GO): cyclin-dependent protein serine/threonine kinase inhibitor activity; protein kinase binding
Source: RefSeq, a predicted model, not a curated record
ACAGAGAGCGAGACCCAUAGACAGGGGGAGAACGAUACAGAGAACACCGGCGGGUGAGAGCUCGGCAGCCUCCGGCCGUUGGUCGCCUCUUUGGUCGGGUUACCUGGUGGUCGACCCGGAACGUGGACUGUACCAAGAGAUCGGACCACCCAUCCUUGCUCCUGAUGUUGCUGCACGAGACCAGUGCUGGAGACCUCCUGACAGGGGCCGCAGCUCAGGGAGACCUGGCUGAGGUGAAGAGACUGCUGUACCAGGAGAAGAUCCAUCCGGACUGCCUGAACCGCUUUGGGAAGACCGCCCUGCAGGUGAUGAUGUUCGGCAGUACUUCGGUGGCCUCCGAACUUCUGAAGCAGGGCGCCUGCCCAAACAUUCAGGACUCGUACGGCAUCUCUCCGGCUCAUGACGCCGCUCGCACCGGAUUCCUGGACACCUUACAGGUCUUGGUUCAAUGUGGAGCCGACGUCAACACUCCCGACGCCUCAGGCUCUCUCCCCAUUCAUCUUGCUCUCCGAGAGGGUCACCUGCCAGUCGUCGCCUACCUCGCCUCACGUUCCAACUUACAGCACCGUGACCGAGAGGGCCGAACUCCCCUGCAACUCGCUUCUCUACUGGAUCCCAACCUGGCGGCCAUUCUAGAACUGCAUAGGUAGAAAAAGGAAAUGUAUAGGUGUGAGACGGACCAAGAAGAACAAGUGAGCGUCUCAUUGCAUACUGCGUUAUAAGACGCCUCCAGCCUCACUGUAUGCAUGAGCGCCAAUCACGCCUGCCAUGUGCCGCCUAAAGGCUCAGUAACAGCGGCCAUCUUUAUUGGAAACUGGCCGUCACUUCAAAUAUGGCUUCUCCCUACAAAAAGGCGGUAUAUAUGUCCUAUAGAUACAAACCUAAAAACUGUACCAGAAACUCUGUGUACAGGAGUACAUUUACCUUCAUAGAAGUGUAUAUACUAUGUGUAUGGCCGGUUAUGUGCAUUUUUUUAUGUUAAUACUCAGGUAUUUAAUUACUUGUUUUAUUGAAUAUUUUUUUUGUGUUUUUUUUUUUAUGUUCUAUACUUUUAGAUUUUAUUUUCAAUUUGUUCAUUUUAUUUUGUUUUUUCAUUUUUUGUAAUUUUUUUUACUUCAUUUUUUCAAUUUUUGUUUUGUUUUAUUGAAGUUUUUUUAAUUUGUUACAAUUUUUUUUUAGUUUUGUUUCUCUUUUUUUUUUAUUUCUAUUUUGUUUAGUUUAUUUUCAGUGUUGUCGUUUUUACCCGUUCCACAUUUCCCUAUGCAAGCGCGUUCAUCGCAGGUACACUGAGCCGUACGUCUCUCCCUUCGCGUUACAUGACUGUAAAUAGGUUUUUUGUCGCAGUGCUGUACAGUAAUAUCCGUAGAUCCCGUCCCCCUUCUUCCAGCAGGGAACAGUCAGAUUAGAAUUUGAGGUAGGCGGAUGGGAACAGAAGGAAUUUAUUUCAUUAUAAUCCUCCUACGAAAUGCCAGGAUGAGAUUCGCUUAGGCAGAAUUUUUUAUUUUUUACUAAGGUCCUAGUUUCUGUAACUCCACCGACGUGGGAGAGCACCCGGCGGGACAAUAGGAAUUUGUGGGGGCCACAUUGUCAAACUUAACCCCUUGUCUGCUGUAGAAAAGGCUGCAUAAGUCGCUGAUUCAUUGUUCCCUAUUAUUGGCCCAUUUUAGGUGUUUUAGUUAUGACAGACUAAGUACUAGUUACUAGUGAUCGACCGAUAUCGUUUUUUUAGGGCCUAUACCGAUAAUCGUUGGAGGUUAGGGCUGAUAGCCGGGGGGCGGGGCAUUAUUGGAUUAUCGAUAAUGCCCAAAAUUGUGAUUAUUGGCCGAUAAUAUCGGCCAAACCGACAAUCGGUCUAUCCCUACUAGUUUAUCUGUCUCAUGACAGUCCCCCAUUUAGGUCGGGGGGGUUACAGGGUGUCUGAAUACAGGCUCUGUACCCUAUUGGGGCAUAUCAAUGUUUUAGGGAGGCAAUGAGAGUUGCUCCUGUUCUGGCAACAUGAACCGUCCUAGUACUGCAUGUAAUACCACAUUUUACCUGUAGUGGCCGCUGCAGGGAAAAUGUCUGGCUGGCCACAGCUUCCUGUAGCAAAAUCAGCUGAUCGGCUCUGAUCGACUUCAUUUUACCUUUUUAAAAAGGAGGUAUCUCUUAAAGAUGACACCUUUAAAAUUGCAGCCAUAUUGUAGAACUUUCUUUCAGGGCCCCACCUUCCAUGUUCCUUUUAUAAGACAAGAGUUUUCUUAUGUGGUUGAGGGGUCUUUUUAGACCCCCUCAGGCAUUCUGGAUCAGGUGCAACUGCUGUCUGUAUACCGCCUGGCAACAGGGUCUCUAGGACUUCCCCUUAAACCUCCCUACUGUUCCGAACGGUGGAGCCGGGAGCUUGUGACGUCAUAGCUCCGCCCCAUCAUGAUGUCGUGACCCGCCCCCUCAAUGCAAGUCUAUGCAAGGGGACGUGACAGCUGUCACGCGCCCUCCCAUAAACUUGCAUUGAGGGGGCGGGGCGUGACGUCAUGAGGGGGUGGGGCUAUGAUAUCACGAGCUCCCGGAUACACCGUUCGGAACAGUUUGUUCCAAACGCUUAGCAGCGGAGUACCCCUUUGUCCAGGAACAGAAGGUCAAAGCUAAUUUCUUCAAGAAAACAGCGCCACACCUGUGCUCAGGUUGUGUGUGGUAUUGCAGCUCAGUUCCAUUAAAGUUACCACACACGACCUGAGGACAGGUGUGGCGCUGUUUUUUGGAAGAAAUUAGCUCUGGUUUUCUUUUCUUGGAUAAUUUAAGGAAUAUUUUACUGGGAUUUUUAGUCGCCAUGUUGCCCUGGCUCUUAUUGCCAAUUUUUUCAGGACCAACCAACAAUCUUUAUGCAUAUGGCGGCCUCCCGAGUCUUCCCUCCCAGGUAAUGUUGAGGAGAAGAAGGUGCGGCCAUGAUGAAUUUCUAGCCACCACCAUAGGUGUCUGGCAGCAGAUUGCCUUCUUCUCCCCCAGUUGGGAACAAAUGCAUGCUCCAUCGAGGUGAGCAUGCAUGUGUAUGGGGGGGGGAUGGGGAUAAGCAGCUGUCUUUAUGGACUCCCUAAGACAGUGUUUACCAAACAGUGUGCCUCAUUGUAGUUUUACAACAGCUGGAGGCACACUGCUUGGAAAACGCCGUCAUCUUAACAAUUGCCCAUGGUACAGAAUAUUUUGUAUGGUUCUUAUAGCCAUUAUAUUAGUAUUUUUUUUAUUUUGGGGAGUUUUUUUAUUUAUUUUUUUUUAAAUAUACAAAAAUGCCCCUUUUUUGUGUUGUCUGCAAAAGAAGAAAAAAAGAACAAAACUUUUAUUUUAUGCAAUAUUAUAAAUCAGCUUUUUUUUUUAUUAUAUUGUUUUUUAAAUUUUAUUAAAUUUUUUGUGUAAUUAAAACCAUAGAAACAUGGAGGUUUACGUGAUAACUUGGUGCAAUAUUCCGAAGUAACAUUUUAUUAUUUUUAUUUUUUUUGCAAUACAUAAAUAACAAGAAGGACGGGCUAUGGCGGGUUUGGUGUGUGGGCAAUACAUUUAUUACACUUUAUUGUGUUUGUAUGAAUUUAGAUGGUUUUUUUAUUUGUUUUGUGUGAUGACUUCUAUUAAUUUAUUUACCUCAUGAAUUCUGUGGUUUGAGAUUAAAGUUUGUUUGUUUUUUUUUUGUGUUUUUUCCAGACUGUAAGCAUGUGAAUUGCCCGGGCACACAUUACACUGUAUUUAAUGUCUUUUUAUUGCGCUUUUUUUUUUUUUUUGUAUUAAUUUAAGAUUUGAUGAAUUUUCAGCCUUAAUCUAUAGAGUUGUAAAAAUAUGAAUUUCUGUAUUUAUUGAACCCGAGAAGGAUUUGUUAUUGUGAUGAUUUUACGUUUUUAACUAUUAACUUAAUGUUUGUGGACUUGAGUGGAUUUUUGUUUUUGCUUUUAUUUUUUAUCUUUGUUACAUUUGAAUGUUUUUUUUUUUUUUUUUUUAUUUGAAUUCCGUCUGAGUUCUUGUCUGGUUGUUAUCAGCAUUGCUCGAAGUUUCAGAGAUGAAUAAAAUUAUACGGAAA